UUGGUCGGUUGCUAAGUUGAUUGGUACAAGGUGCCGAGUAUUUAGACAGUAAGAUGGAGAGGAAUCGGUGGCAUGCUGAAAACACACAGAGGAUGGACGCGGGCCGUAGUGGAGGUAUCUGUAGACGUUUCAUCAAUGGCUCUUGCAGAUUUGGUCAAAGAUGUAGUUACAGACAUGAAUGGCCGGAUAUACCACCAUCCCAAAUAUGUAGGUACUUUCAGAAAGGUGCAUGCUGGUAUGGUGAAAGCUGCAGAUAUCUCCACGUCCUUCAACCUGAAGCUGAUGGAGCUGUUGCAGGUAGAAGAGGUUCAGUGCCUACGGUUUCUUCUAGAGCAGCAUAUGUUCCACCCGACAGAAGAGGGUCGGAGCCUGCUCUUCCGCAUGCUGACGUGCUGUCCAGGCAGCCGUACAGCAGAUCACAGUUUGUGUUUAACAUCUCAGAUCCUCAACACAACACUGGGUUCUUGGCAGCAGAUAUUGCUGAGGAGCAAUCGCAAGAUAACUCUCCUUUAACUGCCGAUUGCCAAGCGGCCCAUAGCCCAGAGGCUGCACAAGCAUGUGCUGGAAGAAAUGAGCAGGAGACUGCCAAUGAGACGAUAGAGGGUGGUGCUGGUGUUGCUGGUGCUGCGGCGGCGUUUAGUACCCGAGGGAAUGUGGAGGAAAUAGAGACCUUCCUCCGGAGUGAAAAUGUGACCUGUGGCAUCUGCAUGGACAAGGUGUAUGAAAAGACUGAUCCAAGGAACCAUGUUUUUGGUAUCUUGCCAAAUUGCAAUCACUCCUUUUGUUUACAAUGCAUCAUGACCUGGAGGAAAACUAAAGACCUCGGUCCGGAUGUGGUUAAGAGCUGUCCACAGUGUCGAGUGAGAUCUGCCUUUUAUGUGCCACACAAACUCUGGGUUGAAGGACAAGCCAAGGAAAGAGUAGUUGCUGCCUUUAAAGAAAAAUUCAGUAAGAAACGAUGCAAUUACUAUACCAGAUACAGAUGCUGUCCCUUCAAUUCAGAGUGCCUCUAUUGGCAUGAUAAACCUCCACACCACGGGUCAUUUCCGUAUUCUACAGAUGAUGACGACUACGAUAGUGUUGAUUUAAUCAAUCUCUUCAUAGCCAUGACCCUUCUCAGGGAUGACGACGAUGAUGAUGACGAAGACGACGUUUCCUUUCCUUUUUACCUAUUUUGAAGAGUAUGGUUUCUGAGCCUUUGUCUAAUCAGUGCCUGAAACCACUGAAUGGGGUCCUAAUUGUUCAUUUUCUCCCCCUGAAGGACACAUGGCUGUGUUUUGGAUGUUCAGGACGUUUUCUAUCUGCCAUUGAGGGCCCUGUGUGUUGGUUUUUAAUUGCUUUUUUCACUGUAGCAGGUGAAUAUUGUGUUUUUACUGAAGAGUGCUCUUUCAACUAGAGAGAAACUAACUUGUGAAAUCACCUGCUGCAGUUUCUGAUUGGUAAUGAGUAGACAUGGCUCUGUGGCGCAUGGUUAUUUACCCCUGUUCUAGGUGUGACUACUCCAGAUGUGACACGUCUGGCUAAUCAUACGUGUUCAUGGCCUUCUAGUUUGAAUUCAUUUCUCUCCUGUGGCCAUUGUGCUUCCAACAUUUUGCAUAAAGUUCAUUUUUCCCGUAGUGUUUAAAGAACUCAAAUUUGACUUCUUGCCUAGCAAUUUGCACCAUUUAGCUUUUUAACGUGUUUGGCAGGUAAUUUUAAUUGUCUAUAGAUGAAAAGUAUGCUGUAUAUCCUUGCUAAAGUCCACUACUGAUUGUAACGUUUUUCCCCCUAGCCUUGGCAAGAAUAUGAAAUGUAAUUUUUUAGAACUUUUUAAACAAGUUGUACUUGUAUACAGAAAAUAAAUUGCUUCAUUUUGUCUCACGGAA
Pungitius pungitius (ninespine stickleback) is the source of this 1865-nucleotide messenger RNA. It is a transcript of the gene mkrn4, whose product is annotated as makorin, ring finger protein, 4. Lineage: Eukaryota; Metazoa; Chordata; Actinopteri; Perciformes; Gasterosteidae. Gene Ontology annotation, biological process: protein polyubiquitination. Gene Ontology annotation, molecular function: ubiquitin protein ligase activity; metal ion binding. The transcript has 8 exons. Bases 54 to 1178 code for a protein of 374 amino acids. The record is from RefSeq and is a predicted model, not a curated record.